UCAUGGCGGCGCCCACAAGACUUUUGUCAAGGUUGGCAGUGGUGUCAGGUGGGGGUAGUGGGAUUGGGAGGGCGGUGUGCCAGAGACUGGCCUCUGAGGGAGCAUCGGUGGUCGUUGCUGAUCGCAAUGAAGAAUCGGCCAGUCAGACCCUGGAGACACUGUCACGUCACAGUAAAGGUCAGGAGCACAUGGCAGUGACAGUGGACGUUUCAUCGAGGGAGAGUGUGGAGAAGCUGGUGACCAUUAUCCAGUGCCAGUACUUCCAGCCUCCCUCAGUGUGUGUCAGUGCAGCUGGGAUAACUCAGGACGAGUUCCUGCUCAAAAUGGAAGAGGAAGACUUUGACAAGGUCAUUCAGGUCAACCUCAAGGGUACUUUCCUCCUCACUCAGGCUGUCUCCAAGGCGCUGGUUGCCGCGGGUGCUUCCAAGGGUUCUAUCAUCACUGUUGGCAGUAUUGUGGGCAAGGUAGGGAAUCUUGGCCAAGCAAAUUACUCUGCCUCUAAAGCCGGAGUGGAGGGACUCACUAGAACGGCAGCCAAGGAGCUUAGCAGGUAUGGGAUUCGGUGUAACUGCAUCCUGCCUGGGUUUAUUACUACACCAAUGACAGACAAAGUGCCAGAGAAAGUGAUCAGUAAGCUUACCUCCAUGGUUCCACUGGGCAGGAUGGGAGAGCCUGCUGAAGUAGCUGAUGUGUGUGCUUUUCUUGCCUCUGAUGACAGUCGCUACAUUACAGGAGUCAGCAUUGAAGUAGCAGGUGGCCUUUUCAUUGGCUGAGAGAACUGUCCAUCAUUCCAGUGAUGCCCAAUGAAGUAAAAGUUCAAAGUCAAUGUGCCUUCUCUUUUGUACAUUAACAGAGUAUUUUUCAUAUUGAUUUAUGUUAAUUUUGUUAUGUAAAAAUGUAUAAAAUCUGUACAUGAGAUACAUAUAUCCAUGUCUUUUGUCAAAGUGUUUCAGAAAUGUGUUUUGUGUAAAUAAUAA
This is a messenger RNA of Chanos chanos (milkfish), 977 nucleotides long. RefSeq names its product hydroxysteroid (17-beta) dehydrogenase 8 (gene hsd17b8). Bases 3 to 773 code for a protein of 256 amino acids. NCBI's taxonomy places the organism in Eukaryota, Metazoa, Chordata, Actinopteri, Gonorynchiformes, Chanidae. Gene Ontology annotation, biological process: fatty acid biosynthetic process. The transcript is spliced from 9 exons. The record is from RefSeq and is a predicted model, not a curated record. Gene Ontology annotation, molecular function: oxidoreductase activity, acting on the CH-OH group of donors, NAD or NADP as acceptor; quinone binding.